UUGUUGUUCAGCUUGACUUUUGAACGCAUUUAACUCUAAUAUCUUAUUCACUCAUUUAGAUAAUCACAAUGUUGCUUGGGACAGGUAUCUGAAUAAACUAGCGGGGUGGGUCAACCCGUCUUAUACUCUCCACUCCGCGCCUGUGGGUCAACCCGUCUUAUUCUUCCUAUCCACGGCUGCAGGUGAGUUUAUCUCCUUCUACUCCGAAGUGUUGGGUGUAGAGAGGUUUAGUUUCUAUCUCCUAGAGGUCACCCCGGCCAUCCUCGAGUUCCUUGCUAACCUCCAGAACAAACAAGACGACCUCAAUAUUCAACUUCGACUGGUAUUCUGGGAUCUCGAUGAAGAACUAAAAAUCAAUUCGAAAUCUUUAUGGGACUACGGUGCCCUUACUCUUCUUACUGACUGCUUAUAUAGUGGUAUGUCUGAGUAUGAGUAUACAUAUAUAGUAGAUCUAGAUGAAUACAUAAUGCCCAGGUAUACAACUGCAGCUAGGAAUAAGACUGAUGUACUGGUGAGUCGAGCACUUGAGAGUAUUAACAGUGGUCAGGGAAAGAAUGUUGACAACUUUUUGUUCCGAAACACCUUUUUUUGCUCCGAAUUUAAUAAAAAAGUUGAUUAUGAAAACAACUUUGACAUUUUUAAAAUACUUUCUAGACAGAAAUCUAUCUGGAGUCCCCGUCUGCGAGCUAAAAUGUUGGUGAGAACAAUGACAGCUAUAGCUGUAGGUCAUCACAGUAUUUUUGAGUUCGUGGAUCCUGUGAAUUCCUGCAACUAUCCUGUACCUCAUCAGAUAGCGAUGUUGAAUCACUACAGAUCAUGCUUGGAUUUGAACUCUGGAUUUAUGGGUUUGGGUGAACCUGUUCUAAGUGAUGAUGUUGAAUAUGAUGAUACAGCUCUAGUUCACCAGUAUUCAAUAAAUAAAUCUCCAAUCAGUAUUUUCAUUCGACAACAUAUACAGGAUUCAGUGUCACCAUAAAUAUUCAUCGACAUCUCAUACAGGAUACAAUGUCACCAUAAAUAUUCAUCGACAACAUAUACAGGAUAUAAUGUCGCCAUAAAUAUUCAUCGACAACAUAUACAAUAUAGAACGUCGUCAUAAAUACUCAUCGACAACAUAUACAGGAUACAAUGUCUCCAUAAAUACUCAUCGACAACAUAAACAGGAUACAAUGUCGCCAUAAAUAUGCAUCGAUAACAUAUACAGGAUAUACAAUGUAGCCAUAAAUAUUCAUGUUAUCAUAACAUAAUAGAGAAUAAGCGUCGAA
Messenger RNA from Eurytemora carolleeae, 1265 nucleotides. RefSeq lists its product as uncharacterized. The record is from RefSeq and is a predicted model, not a curated record. Lineage: Eukaryota; Metazoa; Arthropoda; Copepoda; Calanoida; Temoridae. Bases 419 to 976 code for a protein of 185 amino acids. The transcript is spliced from 10 exons.